GUUUUGUUAAGUCAUUGAAAUAUUAAAAUGUAAAUUAAUUUAUUAAAAUAAAAUAUAUAUACAACAAAUUAUAAUAUACAUAUAUAAUACCCAGAUAAUAAGAAGAAUUGAAAACUAUCAUCAAUAUGCCGGAUGCAGAUAGAUUUGUUAGUCAAAGAUAUUGGGAGCGAUCUUCAUCAGAACCCGAUUUAACUGAUACGCAUAAUUUGCAUGAUAGAUUUCGUAUUAAAAAUCCACACGAAUAUAUUGCAGUUGAUGAUUUAAAAUAUUUUCGAAGAAAGAAACCUUUAGAUUUUCAUACAAAAAGUAAUAUUUGCCUAUUCGAUAAAGAUGAACCAGUGCUUCCAUUUUCAUCAUUGAAAUCAGAAUAUAGAUGGCGUUACAAAAAUCCAUUAUUAUUUGGUAGAUCGGGACUUAUGCGGAAAUCUACUUCAUUAAAAUUACAAGGUCAAAUGCAAAUUGAGACUGAACAUAAAUCAAAGUAUCUUCCAUUUUCAGAGGAGGAAAUAUCAAGUUGUAGAGUACGAUCUUUACGUUCACCUCAAAAUUUAAGACUUGAAGGUGAUAUUGAAUUAAGUCCUGAAUAUAAAUCUUCAUUUGUACCAUUUCCAAAAUUUGAACGGCAAAGAAAAUAUACACCAGUUGAAAAAUUUAAAAUUCAUGGAGAUAUCGAAAUGACUAAAACACCAAUUGAUAUUAAUUCAGAUGAUAUACCCGAAACUGAAACAAAAAUAGCUCCAUUAAAUGAAAAUAAAAUUCAAUCACAAAAAUGUCAUUUAAAACUUGAAGGUUCAAUGAAUUGUGUUCCAGAAUAUCGAAGUCAGUAUAUACCAUAUCAUGUUGAAAAAUCUCAUUCAAUACCACAAUUGAGUAAUAUACAUUUUAAUGGUACAUUUUAUGGUAUACCAGAAUAUAAAGAAAAUUAUAAAUUUUAUGAAGAUUAUUCAAAAAGUGUUCCAAUACGGCAUUCUGAUCAUUUAAAAUUACAUGGUCAAUUAUCAACUCAACCCGAAUAUAAAGAUCAAUAUAAAGAAAUUCCAGAAAAUAUUAAAGAAAAAACUGAAUCUAGUAAAAUUGAUGAUCAUUUAAAACCCGAAGGAAAAUUUUCACGUGAUGUUCCUGAAUAUUAUGAAAGUUUUAAAGAUCCUCAAAUUAAAACAAUUCCGGAACGUGGAAAAUGUCGUGAACCAUAUUUUCGAUUAAAAGGUAAAAUUGAAUUUAAUCCAGAAUAUCGGAGUACAUAUUUAGAUUAUCCAAGAUCACGUCCAAUUACAAAAAAAGCUCAAUCAACUUUAAGAAUAUCAAAUAGUUCAAAAAGUCCAUUUGAAACACCUAGUAAACGUUUUCAAUCAAAAUCACCUGGCCCAAAAUAUCAUGAUCCAAAUGAUAAUUUACCAGUUACACAAAAACCAGAAUAUCGUAAAGCAAAUUUUCAUUAUCAAAUACGUGAAAGAACACCAAAAGACCAUAAAGGUUUAACAACAACAACAGCAACAGCUACAGCAAGUCAUCAAGAAAUUGAUACAAGAUCACAAAUAUCUGCAGCAUCAACAAAAAGACCACCAAGAAGACGUGAACCAACUUUUAUUGAUAAUAGUGAUAGUAGUAGUACAAAUAAAGAAAAUUUAACAAAAAAUAUUGAAAUUUUAUCUGAUGAACCAUCAACGAAACCAAUACCAAAAUAUGGUCGUAGAGCAUCGGUAGCCCGUAAUGCACAAAAUAUUAGAGAAAAAUCAUCAAUAAUUGAAGGUAAUCCAAAAUAUUUUAAAGAUCAAUCAUCAGAUGAUAGUCAAUUGCCACCGCAAACAACAAAUGCAAUUGUACCAGCCGAAGAUUCAUCAUUUGUUGUUUUAGAUGAUGCUUGCCGAGAAAAUAAUUGGAUGAAGAAAUCUUGGUAUGAACCAUAAAAAUUAUAAAUAAAUAAUGUGUUCUAAUUUAAUAUUGUUUUAGUUG
This is a messenger RNA of Condylostylus longicornis, 1953 nucleotides long. RefSeq lists its product as uncharacterized. The transcript is spliced from 5 exons. The record is from RefSeq and is a predicted model, not a curated record. NCBI's taxonomy places the organism in Eukaryota, Metazoa, Arthropoda, Insecta, Diptera, Dolichopodidae. Bases 126 to 1907 code for a protein of 593 amino acids.